AUGAUUUUUGCACAGUCUGUAAGUGUUGUGCCCGUCAAAAGAGGUGUCCUAUUUCGAACAGUUAAUGGCUCGCUUGAGUUGUGGAACUUUGAUUUGUCUGUUUGCAUGAAAAGGUGGACUGAGUUUCCUGUCGAUGAUGUUGUACCCUUAUCAGAGGAACGAGUCGCCUUGAAAACGAGGAAUAACUUUGAUGACAGAUGGGAAGUCACCAUUCUAGAUACAACGAGUGAACAAAUUGUGUCAAAGAUUGCAAAUUUUGAUGGUAUUUUUUUGGCAUGUAAUAAUAAAUGGGAAGUGCUAACCACCACUGAUGGAAAGUCACUGCAGUUGUGGCGUGAAAACCGAGUGCUAUGGGAAACUUCUACUAAGUUCAAUCUAUUUAGCCUUCCAAGUGCUAUUUUUUCUCCUACUGAAGAAAACGUCGUCACUUAUGGUGCACCUGGCUCUUACGUCCUCGACGCAGUUUCGGGAAAAGUGAUUCGUCAAUUGGAGAACAUGGAUGUAGAUGAUAUUAAGUUUAUCAGUAACGAGGACUGCAUUGUGAACUUGAAUGAUUCAAGAGGUUUAUGUCUUCGAUUAUACAACGUUAAAUCUGGUGAUCUCCUCAGUGAAAUUGUAGAGCAACGACAAUUUGAAAGUCUUGCAGUUUGUCCUCGUAAGCGCUUGGUCGCAAUUGGCUUUAGAUUCUCCAAGGACCAUUUUGAAAUCAUUCAAGCGAAGCUGCCAGGCGACAAAGAAAAGACAAACAUCGAAAGGUUGAACCUCCCAGAGUAGGACAUCUACAGAGAUUUACAGUUUCGUUGCUGAAUGGGAAAGACAUUAUCAGAAAGGCUGUAUUCCUCUGAUUUCUUUGCAUUCGAGUGGUUACGAUCAUCUAGUCCCGACAUCUGAACAGGAGAGACCGCUGAUCGAGAUUGGAGCGAGUACAAGAAUGAUUUCAGUGACAAAGCUUUUCAGGGUUUAAAUUAUAUUUUUCUUGUAGAGACUUCAUAAACAUUUUUAACUGUUCCUAGCGUAAACUUAAGACAAAUAUUUUACGCUGUAACUCCCAUGAGUGACCAAGACAGAAUUUCUCCUUACAAAAUCAAUAGAAUAUCAACCAGAUAAGUGAUGAGAAUAAAGAAAAAUCUCAAUUUGGGGAUGAGUUGAUUCAACACUAAAAUCUCUGAAUAACUUUAUAAGAAUUGUAUGGUAGACUGUAAGGAGAAUUGUAAAUUGGAUCUAGGAGUUAAAGGGUUAAGGAUAUAUUUUAUUUCUCCUCUGGUGUUUAAUCACCCAGCUACAAGCUGAGAAAUUGUUUUAUGGAAGCGGAGUGUAGUAAGCAUCUCGUUUAGUGUUGAUUUGCAACUCGUUUAACUCGUGAGAUUAAUUCCUCGAGGAAAACGAAAAAGGUAUUGACAAAAUGUAAAGUUCUCAGAAAGGCCUUAACUUCAUUUUCUGCAAAAUUACUUGUACAGCUUUAGACUGUUUGAGAAGAAGA
Molecule: messenger RNA, 1480 nt
Organism: Pocillopora verrucosa
Lineage: Eukaryota; Metazoa; Cnidaria; Anthozoa; Scleractinia; Pocilloporidae
Source: RefSeq, a predicted model, not a curated record